This is a messenger RNA of Talpa occidentalis (Iberian mole), 4622 nucleotides long. Its product is annotated as zinc finger protein 501-like. Gene Ontology annotation, molecular function: RNA polymerase II cis-regulatory region sequence-specific DNA binding; DNA-binding transcription factor activity. Gene Ontology annotation, biological process: regulation of transcription by RNA polymerase II. The record is from RefSeq and is a predicted model, not a curated record. The transcript has 5 exons. NCBI's taxonomy places the organism in Eukaryota, Metazoa, Chordata, Mammalia, Eulipotyphla, Talpidae. Bases 222 to 1670 code for a protein of 482 amino acids.
CGACUACGUCCUCCGCGCCUCCCUCCCGAAGCGCGGCCUCGCGGGAACCCCGCCCUGGGCCGCGGCCGGGCCCGCCGCCGUCCACGGAGCUUCAGGUAGAGCCGAAAGAUACACAAAGAAGCAGUUUCUGUAUUGCUGAGAAGCCCAUGUCCAUCUCACCUGAAACAGUGAAUAAUAAAGUGAAAUCACAGCAAUAACUGGACAAGGAAGAGAAGCUAAGCAUGGAUUAUCUGGCCAUUGAUAUUGAGGAAGAAGCCAAGACUACUGAGGAUACUUUCCAGUCCCCAAAACAGAGCAUAGAAAAAAUGGAACCUACUAUUGAGCUCCUUCCUGUUGAGUUCCAGGAAUUAGUGACAGUCAAGGAUGAGGAAAUGGAUUUUACCCAUGUGGAAGUGGAACAGCUGAAUUCUGCCCAUAGGUACAUGGGCCUGGAUAUGAAGGUGGAGAAUUGUGGGAGCCUGGUAUUUUGGGACUCUGAAUCUAUUCCUGAAGCCAAAGAGUCCCUUUCAAAACAGAAUGUUUAUGAAGAAGUAUCAUCUGAAAGGGAACUGAUAAUAGAAAGACUUAAGAAGGAUGAUUUUUGGGACUCCAGAUUAAUAGAAACCUGGGCAUGUGAAGGCACGUUAGAAAAGCAGCAAGGAAAUCAGAAGGAUGAUUUAAGUCAAGUCAUAAUUAAACACAAGAAAAAUCCUAUGGAGGAUUGUAAUGAAAUUGGGGAAAGUUCAAACUCAAUUAAACAUCAGAAAGUUUACUCAGUGAAAAAGCCUUGGAAGUGUAAUGACUGUGGGAAGUCCUUCAGUUACUAUUCAGCCUUUAUCCUACAUCAGAGAAUUCACACUGGAGAGAAGCCCUAUGUAUGUAAUGAAUGUGGAAAGGCCUUUAAUCGGAGCUCAUCACUUAUUCAGCAUCAGAGAAUUCACACGGGAGAGAAACCCUAUGAGUGUAAUGAAUGUGGGAAAGCUUUCAGUCAUCGUUCAGCCCUUAUUCAACAUCAUAUCAUUCACACUGGAGAAAAGCCCUAUGAGUGCAAUGAAUGUGGCAAGGCCUUCAACCAAAGCACAUACCUUAUCCAACAUCACAGGAUACACACUGGAGAGAAGCCCUAUAAAUGCAAGGAAUGUGGGAAAGCUUUCAAUGACACCUCAUCCCUUAUUAAACACCAAAGGGUUCAUACUGGAGAAAAACCCUACAGAUGUAAAGAGUGUGGAAAAGCCUUUAGUGACAGGUCAGGCCUUACUCAACAUCAGAGAACUCAUACAGGGGAAAAGCCAUAUGAAUGUAGUGAAUGUGGGAAAGCUUUCAGUUACUGUUCAGCUCUUAUUCAACAUCAGGGGACCCAUACUGGGGAGAAACCUUAUAAAUGUAGUGAAUGUGGCAAGGCCUUCAGUGACCGCUCAGCUCUUGUAAGACAUCAGAGGAUUCAUACUGGAGAGAAACCUUACAAAUGCAAAGAAUGUGAGAAAGCCUUCAGCCAGAGCUCAUCUCUUACAAAGCAUCUGAGAACUCAUACUGGAGAGAAACCAUAUAAAUGUAUUGAUUGUGACAAAGCCUUCAGCCAGAGUUCAUCUCUUAUUCAACACCAGAAAACCCAUACAGGACUAAAAUCCUACAAAUGUAAGAAAACUUUCAAUGUCCGCUCAGCUCUUCAUCGACAUAAAGUAAAUUCAUGAAAUGAUGUAUUCUUAUCUGACUAUAUAAAGCUGUUUUGAAUAUUUCUGGGUAUAGUAUAAAAACAGGGAAGACUGUGCCACACACACACAAACCCUCUUCCUUAAAAUGCUAUUCGAUAUGGGAGAGGACAAAAGAUAUAUAAGGAUAUUUCAGUUAUAAAACAGAAAUAGCUGAAGCAGUAGAGAAGGGAAUUUCUAGGGGAGCUCAGAAGGAGAAAAUCUAGUUUACUCAGAGAAUCAGAGUUCAGGAGCUGAACGUCUAAUACCCAUAGAAGAACUAAUCAGAGGAGCAGACUAAACAUUACUUGCUCCUAGGCUAUAGUAGUUUGAAAUAGUAGUUUCAAUCUGAAGCCAAAGUGGGGAGGAUCAAGAUCCCAAAGAAGAAAAUUAUCAGGAAGUUUCUCUAGGGAAAUAGAAAAACUUUCUCUACCCCUGUACUCUACUUGUUCACUCGAAUGUUUGCAAACAUUUAAAGUAGUGGUUUUAAUCAUCUGAGAAAUUUUUAAAUAUACCUGGGCCCCAGCCCCAGAGAUUUGGGUUAAAUUUAGCUGGAGUGUAGCCUAGGUAUUGGGAAUUUUAAAACCUCACAGGUAAUUCCAAUGUGCUGGCAAAGUUAAGAAACCACUGAUUUAGAGUUCCAGCACAAGGAUCAACUCCAUGAGAUAGGAGGUGACAGGAUUAUAGCAGUCUGUAUUAGCUCCCGGCUCUUUAUGUCCUUGUUUUCUGCUUACCUCCGCCUCUUGCUCAUUAUAUAACAUCUUUUUGGUCUGAUUUUUGAUUCCUUUGCUUGGAUGUUUUUGUUUUUCCUAACUUCAUGUGUACAAACACGCCUGCCUGAUCCUAACUUUUGCUCUAUCCCUGAACCUUGCCAAAUGUGUUCCUUUAAGCUUAGUUACAGCUUUCUCAGCUACUUCUACCUAGCAGGCUCAUGUAUUGUACUUGCUACCCAUGGUCCAAUAGUGGCAAAUAUUAACCACUGGAAACAAGCUUAGAGGAGGAUUUAUAUGCCAGAAUCAGGAAUGAAGACAAUGACUAGAUGACUUUCAAAGAGUUAAACUUUUGACUGCAAUUGUAUAUUUUUUGUCUUAGAAUUUCAUGAAAUAUGGUGGUGUCCAAGAAUUAAUACUGAACAUCAAGGGAUAUAGGUGGGAGGAAAGAAAAAAAAAAAUCCCUAUAUUUUACAUGAGGUAUGAUAAUAACUUUAAGGAGAUUGUGAGAAAUUCAGAUGAUAAUGUAGUCCAAGUGGAACACCCAUUAAAAUGUGGUGCAAAUAGAGGAAUUAAAUUGCUUAGUAAAGAAUGGUUAAUCCAAAAGAAAGCAGAAGAGAGAAACAAACAUGGGACAAAGAAUAAACAGCAAAAUGAUAGACCCAAAUUCAACCAUAUCAGCAAUUAUAGGAAAGAAACACUACAAAUGAAACUGAAUAAAGGAGCAUCACUCAACUGUAUCUAAAUUAGUUAUACUUUAACUACAAACACUGUUAGGAAUUAAAAGUUUGAAAGAUGAACAAAGAUAUAUAGUAAAAUUGUAUAUAAUGAUAAAGCUGGAGUGGCUAUAUUAAUAUCAGAUAAAGUAGAAUUCAAGAAGAGGGAUAUUAUAUAUGUAGGACAUUUUAUCCUGAUAAAAGGGUCAGUUCAUCAAGGGUAAUAAUGGUUAAAAAGUGUAAAGGGGGGGCCUCCCUGGUGGUGCAGGGGGUUAAGACACAACCUAUGAAGCUAUCGGCAGCCACUGCAGCAUGAGUUCGAUCCCUGGCCGGCCAGGGAGCAACCCACAUGGCGCAGUAGACCUCUCCUGAUUCACCCGCUGCUCCCCUCAGCAGUGUGUUUCAGUCAGGUCUGUCCUGUUCCCCACUCUGUCUCUGGUGAAUGCUUUCACCCCCCCAUACCUCUGGCCUGUACCCCAGUUCUUACAUGCAUAAAUAAAUAAAUCUUUUUAAAAAAGUGUAACAGGGUUACAAUUAUCGAUAUAAUAUUACUGUUUUAUAUUGUAUGAUUUAUAAUUUUAAGGGUUUUUUUUAAAGAUUUAUUUAUUUUUAUACAAGAACUGGGGUACAGGCCAGAUGCACAGGAGGGUGAGAGGAUUCACUGGAGACAGAGUGGGGAACAGAACAGGCAGACUGAAGAAAUACACUGCUGAGGGGAGCAGCGGGUGAGACAGGAGGGGUCUGCUUUGCCAGGUGGGAUUCUCACCGGCGGGCCGGGACGACAGCUUCACAGUGCGGGGCUCAACUGCCUGCACCACCAGGGAGGCCCUAAUUUUAAGUUAUUAAUAUAUAUGUGCCCAGUAGUAGCAGGACUUCCAAAAUCACAAGCUAAAAACUGACAGAAUUAAAGAAAAAAAAUCUAUAGCUUAAUGGUUGGAUAAUUUAACACUCCAUUUUCAGCAAUUCAUAGAACAAUUAGACAAAAAAUAUUAAAGGUAUGGGAGAGCUACCAGUGAACUGAUUGACGUAUGUAGAACAUACAACAACCCAGAAUGCAUACUGUAUGCAAAAAUUAAAUAGAGCUGCAUCAGAGCUCUAAAUGUAAAAACUAAACUAUACAACCUUUAAAAGAAAGCACAGGAAAUUAUCAUGACUCGAGGACAAAGAUUUCUUAAGGCAAAGAAGCAGUAACUAUACAUUUAAUAAGUACAUGAAAAAUGUUCCGCAUCAUUAGUUACUGAGGCAAUGCCAGUUCAAACCACAAAGAGAUACUACUACAACUCUCAAAUACAACUAAUUGUUACUGCUAACUGGUUUAUGUUGCUGUUUAAUAAUGGCAUUUGUGUAACAUAAGAGUAAUUCCAAGUAACAUGUUAUGUACUUACCUAUUUUUCACAUUUUUACAUUAAAAUAUGUCAACAAAUUGAAGCUUAAACUGCGAAAAGCAAGAGUUUAUUUCAGAGGGGGGAGGGCUUAGGAAUUGCUCUUUGGGAGACAGAUUCAAGAUGCCCUUGAAUUGUGUACCCCAA